Messenger RNA from Aspergillus affinis, 2145 nucleotides. RefSeq names its product acetamidase/formamidase family protein. Gene Ontology annotation, biological process: D-sorbitol catabolic process. Gene Ontology annotation, molecular function: monooxygenase activity; iron ion binding; heme binding. The record is from RefSeq and is a predicted model, not a curated record. The transcript is spliced from 4 exons. Bases 1 to 2145 code for a protein of 714 amino acids. NCBI's taxonomy places the organism in Eukaryota, Fungi, Ascomycota, Eurotiomycetes, Eurotiales, Aspergillaceae.
AUGACCCCUCCAGUAGGACACAUCGGCCGCAACCACUCCCACCUCCGCUGGUCCAAGAACAUACCCCCGGUACAGACCAUUUCAUCCGGGGAGACCCUCACCUUCGACGCCAUCGACAGCAGCAACGGCCAAAUCACUAAAGACUCAGAUACCAGCGCCCUCAGCGCCUUCGACAUCAGCAUCGCCAACCCGGUCUUCGGCCCCGUCUGCAUCCAGGACGCCGAGCCCGGCGACGCGCUUAAAGUCGAAGUCCUUGACCUCCAAACCGCCGACUGGGGCUGGUCGGCCGUCAUCCCGAACUUCGGUCUGCUGGCUGACGACUUCCCGCAGCCCAGCCUGCGCAUCUGGCACCUCGACCGCACCACUCAGACCGCGGCGCUCAAUGAUCACGUCUCCAUCCCCUUGCGUCCGUUCCUCGGCUGCAUGGGUCUCGCCCCGGCCACCUCGGACAAAGACCUCUCGGUCAUUCCGCCGAAUGAGGCCGGCGGGAACAUCGACUGCUGCGACCUGACGAUCGGAUCGAUCGUGUAUCUCCCCGUGCAGACAAGCGGGGCGCUGUUCAGUUGCGGCGACGGCCACGCAGUACAGGGCCAUGGCGAGGUAUGCGGGACGGCCAUCGAGACACCGAUCAAGGUGACGUUGCGAUUCGAGGUCUGCAAGAACCAGCCGUGGGUGAAGACGCCCCAUUAUGAGAUUCCGUCCGCCGACUCCGCCGCACAGACGCCGUUAUAUCAUCCCGUCCUAAGCAGGUCCGGACGAUACGCUGCGACGGGACUCGGUUCCGACUUGACGGAGGCGUCGAAACAGGCAGUCCGGCAUAUCAUUGAGUGGUUGGUUGCGACGAAGGGGCUGUCUCGUGUGGAUGCGUACAUGCUCGCCAGCGUGGUGGGAAACCUGCAGAUCGUGGAGGCGGUUAAUAUGCCGAAUCAUGAAGUUGCCGAGCAGAUCACGAAGACGUCCAAGGCCUUUCCGUACAGUUUACCAAAGGCAUCGACGACCAGAGCCUUUGAGGACUUGCUUGGUGCCAGUUCAAUUAUCAAUGUGGAGGGCGAGGAGUGGAUGUCACUUCGCCGGCGAUUUAAUCGGGGAUUUGCCUCGCAACAUCUACUCCGCCUUUUACCGUGCGUCGUGGAGAAGACGCGGAGAUUCGUGGCCACUCUUGACAAAUAUGCCUCUACAGGCGAAACGUUCGAAAUGCAUGAACUGUGCACGAAUCUGACUUUCGAUAUUAUAGGUGCUGUGGUCAUGGAUAUUGAUCUCGGUGCACAACUGGAUGGAAACCGACAGAAUGAGACCAUACGUCUUUUCCGGAAAGUAACUUCGACUUAUUCAGGCAAGGGUGGUGGGAAAUGGGUCUCUCCCCUAACUGCCCUGUAUCGGCGGCGUCUGGUUUCUAAAUUGGACCUGUUGAGCAAAGCAUACAUUCAUCAGGAGGUUGAAGUAGGAUCCUCCGUCUCACACCUAAAACCAGGCGACCGGGUCGCCAUGGAACCUGGAGUGCCAUGCCGUCGCUGUACACAAUGUCGUUCCGGCUCGUACCACCUCUGCGGCGACAUGAUCUUCGCAGCGACUUCUCCCUGGGACGGCACGUUGGCGAAAUACUACGUCAACGCUGCUGAUUUCUGCUACAAAGUCCCCGACCAUAUGAGCAUGGAAGAGGCAGCCAUGGUCGAACCCGUUAGUAUGGCUGUUGCCGUUGCGAAGACCGCGGAUCUGCGCGCGCACCAAACCGUACUGGUGUUUGGCUGUGGUCCCAUUGGCGUUCUGUGCCAGGCAGUUGCCAAGGUACAUGGUGCGAAGAAGGUCAUUGGUGUUGAUGUGGUCCAGUCCCGGUUGGAGGUCGCCACGUCCUACGGGGUUGACCAUGUUUUCAUGCCUGAAAGACCGGAACCAGGAGCGGACCCGAUUGCCCAUGCAGAGAAGAUGGCGCAGAAGCUGAAGGAAGAGUGCGGGCUUGAUGAGGGCACUGAUGUGGUGCUUGAGUGCUCCGGGGCCGAGCCUUGUGUUCAAAUGGGCAUUCUUGCGGCUCGCCAUGGAGGCACGAUUGUUCAGGUAGGAAUGGGUAAAGAGGUCAUUAAUUUCCCUAUCACGGCUGUUUACACGAGGGGUCUGGUCGUCAAGGGAUCGAUCCGGUAUUUGACUUGA